Messenger RNA from Hypoxylon fragiforme, 5509 nucleotides. Its product is annotated as DNA-directed RNA polymerase II subunit RPB1. The record is from RefSeq and is a predicted model, not a curated record. Gene Ontology annotation, cellular component: RNA polymerase II, core complex. Gene Ontology annotation, biological process: transcription by RNA polymerase II. Lineage: Eukaryota; Fungi; Ascomycota; Sordariomycetes; Xylariales; Hypoxylaceae. Gene Ontology annotation, molecular function: DNA binding. Bases 228 to 5453 code for a protein of 1741 amino acids. The transcript is spliced from 4 exons.
GAGUCACGAUCCGACGAAGCACCACCUCUCACUUCUCAACCUUAGUACCUUCAUUAUUACAACCCACUUUCUUUCAUCCCAGAACAAUCACUUUGAACAAAACCAUUCCUUCUUUCAAUACCCAACACAGUCGUCAAUCGAUAUAAUAUUCCCCCCCACCAGUCUUUGACCUUUCCCAUCCUUACCUCGCAACUUAAUAUUCAUCAUCAUUUCCAAAUUAAUGCAAGAUGGCGAACCUUCAUUUUGCGCAUUCCGAUGCGCCUCUCAAGACCAUAGAGGAGAUCCAAUUUGGUCUUCUCUCACCUGAAGAGGUCAAGAACAUGAGCGUUGCUCACAUUCUAUAUCCUGAGACCAUGGACGAGACACGGACUAAGCCACGCCAGAAUGGUCUCAAUGAUCCUCGUCUUGGUUCUGUUGACCGACAAUUCAAGUGUGCAACCUGCUUAGAGAACAUGUCCGAAUGCCCAGGUCAUUUCGGCCAUAUCGAACUAGCAAAACCUGUCUUCCAUCCAGGUUUUAUCAAGAAAGUCAAAAAGAUUCUCGAGAUAGUUUGCCACAACUGCAGUAAAGUCCUGGAUGAUAGAAAUAAUCCCGAAUUCCUAGCUGCUAUCAACACACGAGAUCCAAAGACACGAUUCAGUCGUGUCUGGAACUGCUGCAAGUCCAAGAAAAUAUGCAGUAACGAUGUACCCAAGGAAGAUGACAAGGAGUAUGAGCCGGGCAGCAAGCCGAAGGGCUCGGGCCAUGGUGGAUGCGGCAACUUCCAGCCUUCAGUUCGUCUAACUGCGCUUCAGUUGACAGCGCAAUAUAAGAUGAGUGGCGAGGACGGUACUAAGAGUAGCGAGAAGAGACGCAUGACCCCCGAAAUGGUUCUCAACAUCCUCAAAGCUAUCUCCGACGACGAUCUCCAUGACAUGGGCUUAAACACCGAUUACUCUCGCCCUGAAUGGAUGGUAAUCACUGUACUUCCUGUUCCGCCUCCUCCUGUUCGUCCCAGUAUAUCUAUGGACGGGACUGGCCAGGGCCUGAGGAAUGAGGACGAUUUGACGUACAAAUUAGGUGAUAUCAUUCGUGCCAACGGAAACGUACGACAAGCCAUUCAAGAGGGCGCACCUGCUCAUAUUUCCGAAGACUUUGAGCAACUUCUUCAAUAUCACGUUGCUACUCUGAUGGAUAAUGACAUUGCUGGUCAACCUCAGGCCUUACAGAAAAGCGGCCGCCCAGUAAAGUCUAUUCGAGCUCGUCUAAAGGGAAAGGAGGGCAGACUGCGUGGUAAUCUGAUGGGAAAACGUGUCGACUUUUCUGCUCGUACCGUCAUCACAGGUGAUGCAAACAUUUCACUUGACGAAGUCGGUGUACCCAAGAGUAUAGCACGUACUCUUACUUACCCUGAGACUGUUACACCCUACAACAUCUCACGGUUGCAUAAGCUUGUCCAGAACGGACCCAAUGAGCACCCCGGUGCCAAGUAUGUGGUCCGAACGGAUGGCUCAAGAAUCGAUCUACGACAUCACAAGCGCGCUGGUCAAAUUAAUCUCGAAUACGGUUGGAAAGUUGAACGCCACCUUCAAGAUGGCGACUACAUCAUAUUUAACCGUCAACCCUCUCUUCACAAGGAGUCCAUGAUGGGCCACAGGGUCAAGGUUAUGCCGUUUUCCACGUUCCGCCUCAAUCUGUCGGUCACAUCGCCCUAUAACGCUGAUUUCGACGGCGACGAAAUGAAUCUUCACGUGCCACAAACCGAAGAAACUCGCGCCGAAAUCCGCGAGCUGUGCAUGGUCCCUCUUAAUAUCGUCUCUCCUCAGCGUAAUGGUCCAUUAAUGGGUAUCGUCCAAGAUACGUUGGCAGGCGUAUACAAGAUGUGCCGUCGUGAUGUGUUCUUGACAAGAGAGCAGGUCUACAACACAAUGUUGUGGGUUCCUGACUGGGAUGGCGUGAUCCCCCAGCCCGCAAUUCUCAGACCAAGACCUCGAUGGACAGGAAAGCAAAUCGUCAGUUUAGUCAUUCCCAAGGAGAUCAGCCUCUACACCAAGCCACAGAGUGGUCCCUGGUGCCCACUAGGAGACGAUGGGCUGCUGGUUCAGUCUGGGCAGCUACUUUUCGGUGUACUUACCAAAAAGAAUGUCGGCGCAGCUAGUGGUGGUAUCAUCCAUCUGUGCUAUAAUGAACUUGGUCCUGAGGGAGCCAUGGCCUUCCUUAAUGGAUGCCAGCGCGUCAUUAACUACUGGCUGUUCCAUAACGGCCACAGUAUUGGUAUUGGUGAUACUAUUCCGGACAAGAUCACAAUCGAGAAGAUCCAGGUCCACAUUGAUGAACAAAAGGCAGAGGUCGCUACCCUGACGGCCCAAGCUACCGCAAACGAGUUGGAGGCUUUGCCCGGUAUGAACGUUCGAGAAACGUUUGAGAGCAAAGUUUCUAAGGCUCUCAACUCUGCACGAGACAAGGCCGGUACAACUACCGAGAACAGUCUUAAGGACUCGAACAAUGCCGUGGUGAUGGCCCGUUCCGGUUCAAAGGGUUCUUCGAUCAAUAUCUCUCAGAUGACCGCUCUUGUCGGCCAACAGAUCGUCGAAGGCAAGCGUAUUCCGUUCGGCUUCAAAUACCGAACGCUUCCCCACUUCACCAAAGAUGACUACUCUCCCGAGGCUCGUGGUUUUGUCGAGAAUUCAUACUUGCGUGGCUUAACUCCUUCAGAAUUCUUCUUCCACGCCAUGGCUGGUCGUGAAGGUCUCAUUGAUACAGCCGUCAAGACUGCCGAAACUGGGUACAUUCAGCGUCGUUUGGUGAAGGCCCUGGAAGACGUCAGCGCUCGGUACGACGGCACGGUGCGUAACUCACUUGGUGAUGUCAUUCAGUAUUUGUAUGGUGAAGAUGGUCGCGAUGCCAUGUUCAUUGAGAAGCAGCCUAUGGAUCAUUGGGUCAUAAGAGCUAGUGAUUUCGAUCAUCGGUACCGUUUGGAUGUGAUGGAAGGGCUUCAACCUUCCGUACUAGAUGCCCUUGAGUACGGCCGAGACCUAGUUGGAGAUGCCCAGGUCCAAGAGCUUUUGGAUAUGGAGUGGGACUAUCUUUGCAAGGACCGCGAGUACCUUCGCAAAGCAAAGCUUGGGGGAGAGAAACUCGACGAAAUGUUCCAACUACCUCUAAAUGUUGGCCGAAUCAUUGAGUCAUCGAAGAAGCUACUCAAAGUUGACGAUACGCGACGAAGUAACUUGACACCACACGACGUUAUUCCUGCAGUGAAGGAUCUUCUGGACAGGAUGGUUGUUGUUCGUGGUUCUGACCCAGUCUCUAGAGAGGCAGACGAAUUUUCGUCUCUUCUCUUCAAGGCUUUACUCCGCUCGCGAUUGUCAUUUAAGCGUAUCGCUGUCCACCAUCGGUUAGAUAAGCUUGCAUUCCGUCACGUUCUCGGUGAGCUUGAAAACCGUUGGUCUAGGUCAAUGGUGAGCCCCGGUGAAAUGGUCGGCGUGUUGGCUGCACAGUCAAUUGGUGAACCUGCUACACAGAUGACGCUGAACACCUUCCAUUUCACCGGUAUUUCGUCCAAGAACGUUACCCUUGGUGUUCCCCGUCUAAAGGAAAUUCUCAAUGUUGCUAGCAACAUUAAGACACCUUCGAUGAUGGUCUACUUGGACGGUUCCACUUCCCAGGAGCAUGCCAAGGCACUCCGAAGUGCAGUCGAGCACACCAACCUCCGGUCUGUCACAGCAAUGACUGAAAUUUACUAUGAUCCUGAUAUUGAGUCGACAACCAUCGAACAAGAUGCCGAUAUGGUUUCAUCAUUCUUCCUACUACCCGACGACAGCCAACCACCUGUCGAGAGACAAUCGCGCUGGUUACUCCGCUUCACGCUAGAUCGUCAGAAAAUGCUUGACAAAGGCCUCACAGUUGAGGACGUUGCCAUACGUUUGAGAGACGAGUAUCCUAGUGACAUAGCAGUGAUUUGUAGUGAUAACAAUGCCGAUCACCAGGUGAUUCGUAUCCGCCCAAUGUCAGAAGAUAAGGACGAAGACAAGACGAUCGAGGACGAUGUGAUGCUGAAGCGUCUCUCUGACCAUCUGCUUGAGAAAUUAACCCUGCGAGGUGUUAAGGGCAUUGAGCGGGCUUUCUUGAACAAGGGUACCAGAAUGGCUAUUGAUAAGAGUGAUGCCAUAAUACAAUCAAAGGACAAUCCCCUCUGCGAGGAGUGGUAUCUCGACACCCAGGGCACAGCCCUGCGAGAAGUCCUGGCGGUCCCUGGAGUAGAUUCCAGGCGGACAAUUACGAACGAUCUAUGGCAGACAGUCGAUGUAUUCGGCAUUGAGGCCGCACGACAGGCCCUUCUUAAUGAGUUACGACGAGUGUUGGCUUUUGAUGGUUCCUAUGUUAACGAACGCCAUCUCGCUCUCUUGGUUGAUGUUAUGACGUAUAGGGGUAGUAUUGCUGCUGUUACUCGUCACGGUAUCAACAGAGCGGAUACGGGUGCGUUGAUGAGAUGUUCUUUCGAGGAGACUGUCGAAAUUCUCCUAGAAGCCGCUGCUAUCGGUGAAAUUGAUGAUUGCAGAGGUAUCUCUCAAAAUGUCAUGCUGGGACAAUUGGCUCCUAUGGGUACAGGUCACCUUCAAGUCUUCUUGGAUCCUAAGAUGCUCGAGACCGUCAUUUCCGAUAACUCUAGGAUGGGUCUCAUGCCUGGUAUGACUACCAAAGGAAGCCCGAUGGAGGGCGCGGCAACUCCAUAUGAUACUGGAUCACCCAUGGCCGAUUCUGGCUAUGGCAUGUCUCUCGCGUCUCCAUCAAUGGCUAUGGGCAAUUUCUCGCCAAUUGUGGGAGCUGGCUCUGACUCGCCUUCCGGUUUUGGUACGACAGAGUAUGGAGGCUUUGGCAGUGCAACGAGUCCAUAUGGAGGUCGAAGCCCAGGGGUGACGAGCCCCUUCUCCAGUGGCACUUCACCAACAUCGCCAUUUAGCUACUCCCCAACAUCUCCCGGUGGUAGUUAUUCACCUACAUCACCCAUGAUGGGAAAUAGCUUCAAUACGUCACCAACGUUUAGCCCAUCGUCUCCAUCUUUCUCGCCAAGCUCGCCUCAUUUCAGAAGCACCAGCCCAUCGAGCCCACAAUAUAGCCCGACCUCACCGAGCUAUUCACCAACUUCACCCACGUCGAGACAAUAUUCUCCCACCUCACCUACUCUUGCGUCGCCGGCUUCGCCCAGCUAUUCUCCCACAAGUCCCAUGUAUAGCCCAACGUCGCCACAUCUGCAUCCGGGUGGCACAUCGCCCAACUUCUCACCCGCCUCGCCUAACUAUUCACCCACCUCACCGGCGUCGUAUUCUCCUACAAGUCCUGGGUACAGGGCGCAGCAGUCUUCAACGAGUCCUGGAUACUCACCUACGUCUCCUGUGUACACGCCCAAGACCCCUGGUCCGGGUGGUAAUACGAGCCCGAAGUUUUCCCCAACAUCACCGAAGAAUGAUUAAUUCUCGGUUGCAUAAUAUACACACUUGGCGUCUUGCGGAUGUUCUUCCCCUUAGUA